This is a messenger RNA of Triplophysa rosa, 1081 nucleotides long. It is a transcript of the gene enkur, whose product is annotated as enkurin, TRPC channel interacting protein. Gene Ontology annotation, cellular component: acrosomal vesicle. Lineage: Eukaryota; Metazoa; Chordata; Actinopteri; Cypriniformes; Nemacheilidae. Bases 130 to 906 code for a protein of 258 amino acids. The record is from RefSeq and is a predicted model, not a curated record. Gene Ontology annotation, molecular function: calmodulin binding. The transcript has 6 exons.
GUUUUUUUUAGCUGCUCUCUCCAACACUGCAUUAAAACGAUCAAAUCUUCGUUUUUUUUUAUUUACUUAUUUAUUGGAAUAGACCGUGCGUUAUAAAGCAUCAUUUGACGGAACUGAAAAAAAGUCAUCAUGAGUGACAUUAUCUGUCCACCGGAGAGCAUCUAUAACCUCAUUCCCAGAGAGGAAGACAAAAUCAUCAAAUCGCCCAGGUACAUGUCAAAGUUCAGAGAGCAAGUGAAGCUGGAGAAAGACACGAACAAAGCCUCCAAUAAAACAAUGGGACCAGCACAAAUGGAUAUUCCAUCUCCAGAGAAAUAUCUACUUAAACGCUCCAAAGAACCUAAACUCCCUGAGAAGAAAUCCUUUCAAUAUGAAGAUGUGACAUGUAGUAAACCACCAGUUCCUGCACGAACAGACAAGCCACUCAUGGGUAUCCACAGCAACAAGAACUUUAUUCAAACCAACGCCAUUGAGAACAUCAUGGCAGUCCCUAAGAAACCACGCCCCACUUAUGCUGAUACCAAGAAAGGAGACAAACAAAUCCUGGAAAACUCAGGUCUUGUCCCAAAAUACAUAAAGAAGAAGGAUUAUGGUCAAACUCCGGAGUAUCUGCUACAGCGCAGAGACGAGGUGAGGAAGGCUCAGGAGGAAUACAACAACUAUGUGAAAGAUCGUAUGGGAGAUGGAGCUAUGAAACAGCUGUCUGACCCCGAACGCCACAAAAUCCUUCAGGCGCUGAAGAAGAACUGGGAUGAUCUUCUUCACCAGUAUCAAGGCCUCUCUGUUGUCAUAGACACGACCCCCAAAAAAUACAAAAAAGAGCGCCUCGAGCUGGAAAUGAAGCAGCUGGAGAGAGACAUUGACCUGAUUGAGCGACACAAAACCAUCUACAUUGCUAAAUACUGAGCGUGAUGUUGUUUUGGUUGAGAACUACUGUAUGUCUGACUGGGAGUCAAAACAUGUUAAACUGCCACUGCAUUAUUCUCAUUUUGUCUAAAAAAUGGCAAUAUAUCAAUCAAAAAGACUCAAGGAAAGCUUUAAAGCCUUACACAACAUAAUGUUUGGUUUGAAUACAAUAAAG